Molecule: messenger RNA, 1460 nt
Organism: Malania oleifera
Lineage: Eukaryota; Viridiplantae; Streptophyta; Magnoliopsida; Santalales; Ximeniaceae
Product: GDT1-like protein 4
Exons: 10
Coding region: 273-1010 (245 amino acids)
Biological process (GO): Golgi calcium ion homeostasis; manganese ion transmembrane transport; calcium ion transmembrane transport
Cellular component (GO): Golgi apparatus
Molecular function (GO): manganese ion transmembrane transporter activity; calcium ion transmembrane transporter activity
Source: RefSeq, a predicted model, not a curated record
AUUUCCUUCCGACUUCCCACCGUCCGCACGCGCACGCGACCACGAAUACGCACGCGCCUUGGAGAUCUUGUUCGAAUGCAGUGUGCCUCCAAAGCGACCCUGUGCUUUCCGCGGGGUCUCUCCUUUUGUUUGGAUCUCCGCUUCCCUUGAUCAUGUGCGUGAAAUCGCUAGCUUCCUGAAUUUCGGUAGCAUUACUUCUUGAUUACGGUCGCAGAUCUCGUCCAAUAUCUUCCGUCCUGCUAAGAUUCUUCCCAGACUUCAGAACUCACAUCAUGGGCUCGCGUUCAAAUUUAAACAAAAGAUAUUGUGUUUUCUUGCUGUCCGUCUCUUUACUCCUCGUUGCGGUCUCUCGUGCAUCUGCUCAAGAGUCUGUGCUCGAGAGUGACAAGGAAGAGUCAAAUGGGUCGAUUACGGAUCUGGGUCGACGGAGUAAAAUAACUGUGAAUCUAGAGAGUGAUGCUAUAGGAGACAAGAGUGAUCCUGUCAAUCUUGGUCUCAAUUUGGAUUCUGGCCUGGGAGUUUUUGAUGCUUUUUUUGCAAGCUUGUCGAUGAUUCUUGUCAGUGAGAUUGGAGAUGAAACAUUUAUAAUAGCAGCUCUAAUGGCGAUGCGUCACCCCAAGUCAAUUGUACUAUCUGGUGCUCUCACUGCCUUGAUUAUAAUGACAGUGCUUUCCACUGGACUUGGUAGAAUUGUGCCCAAUUUGAUAUCAAGGAAGCAUACAAACAGUGCAGCCACAGUUCUUUAUGCUUUUUUUGGGCUUCGGCUGCUUUACAUUGCUUGGAGAUCUGAUUCAAAAGCAUCCCAGAAAAAGGAAAUGGAGGAAGUAGAAGAGAAACUUGAGGUGGGACAAGGGAAAACGGCUUUUCGUCGCUUCUUUUCAAGAUUUUGUACACCAAUAUUUUUGGAGUCAUUCAUCUUAACCUUUCUAGCAGAGUGGGGGGAUCGUAGUCAGAUAGCAACAAUUGCUCGUGCAGAAAGUCUCCACGUGUGCUCUUCAGCACCAGAGUAAUUUGUACCUGUCUUUGGCCUUUGUUUCUCAAUCACAAUAUUGAUUCUGCAGUUGGCAACACAUAAAAAUGCGCUUGGAGUUGCCGUAGGUGCCACGAUCGGGCAUACCAUCUGUACAUCACUGGCGGUGGUGGGAGGCAGCAUGCUAGCGUCAAAGAUUUCUCAAGGAACGGUUGCCACUGUUGGGGGUCUGCUUUUCCUGUGUUUUUCCUUGUCCUCCUAUUUCUAUCCUCCUCUGUAAAGUAUAGAAAUGUAGGCUAACCUGAUUCUUUCCGGGCGCCUGUGCUCGUCAUUUAGUUUUUUGUAUUUCAUUUUUUUAUUUGUGUGUUGUUUUUGGGUCACCUUCGUUGGGAAAAAAAGGUUUAGGCAAUGCCUACUGGUUUUAACACCAAAAUUUCCUGCACAUUCUUGUGUAAACAUUUCGCAUAUAAAUAUAUAAGUUGAUGAAUAA